This is a messenger RNA of Oppiella nova, 1629 nucleotides long. Lineage: Eukaryota; Metazoa; Arthropoda; Arachnida; Sarcoptiformes; Oppiidae. The record is from the annotation of a GenBank genome assembly.
AUGGAUGACUGGAACCCCAUGAGUGACGCCUUCAAUAGCGUCUGGCAUAACAGUUACAGUAGUGGACAGACAGGCGCUAACCUACCCGUCCACUUGUUGCCUCCCUUUGGUGGUCAGUUGUCACGGCCUAAGACUCGUGAGAACGUCAAGCUAUACAUCGAUGGCUUUCCUUCAGAUGUAACUGAAAGUGGUUUAAAGGGUUAUCUCCAACGCAUCGGUUGUAAGCCAUCGGCGGUUAAGAGAGUGAAGACUCGUUUGGGACGAUAUUAUAGUAACCAUGAAUUUGGGAUCAGUUUUGUAGACUUCAAUAGUUAUAAGGAGGCGCUGAACGCCAUUCAAUUGAUUAGAAGUCAAUCACUAUUCAAGCUUUCGGUGGGAUUCGCGACGACUGAAGCGGACAAACAACAGAAGGAUUUCUAUAUCGAUAAAGAAAAGGAGUAUCUGUUGCGAAGACAUUUGCAAAUGAAGCCCAAACUAGACAUCGGUGACUGUGCGGCCAUUAAUGCCAAUAAUCGCCACUCGAGUCACUCUAACGGUCACCGCAUUGAGUCCGACAAUGAAAGUCAUGAGUCCUCGCAUUUGGAGGUAUUGUCUCCUUUGGCUAAAAGUGAUAAACUGUUGAAAGUAUUGAACACUUCUGGAGACGAGUGUUCGUUCUGUAAUGGAGGCGAUACCAUAGAGCACCUGCACUUCAUUCUUGAUGAGCAGCAGGUGAUUGAUCCCAAACAACUUCCGGCACUCAUUGCAGCGAACACUGAGUGCCAGAAGUGCGGUCAGAAGAGUGCAAACAUAAAGUUGUGCUCUCAAUGCAAGACUACUUAUUAUUGUGGCAUCAAAUGCCAGUCAAGUGAUUGGGUUAAUCACAAAAAGAUCUGCAGUGCGGGCGCUGUGGACAACACUCCGAGAGUGGUUUCGUCGACAAACGCGUCGCUGCCGUCCGUCCCGACCAGAGAGAGGACUCGAAGCCCUCCGCCCACCAAUCACUCGGUGUCUAAACCCAAGAGCCCUAUAAAGGAGUCCAACAAUUGUGAUGAUUCUCUGAUGAUAGUCGAGGGCUCACCGAAAGUCACUUUCAAUAAGUCUUCGGUGAGUGAUGUGACCGAUGGGCUGUCGAAGCGAUUGAAUUUUGAUGAGUCAUCCAAUGGUUCGAUGAAGUCAUUCCUCGAAUACAAGCACAACAACACUGACAUAGAUCUGGUCAUCAAUGAUGCGGUCAUUGGCGACAAUGAGCGCCAUUUGGCCACAAUCUUUGACCCCAGUAUUGGACGCAUUAUUCACUCGCUGCCAGAUGACUAUAUCAAUGAACUGCCGGUUGUGCCCAAAGCCGAGGAUUUAAUAGUUGCCAAAUAUCCUGACGGCCAGUACUUCCGGGCGUAUGUCCUCGAAGUGCAUUCAAAGAGUGCUAAAGUUUUCCUAAUCGAUGACUCAAUUAUCUCUGACGUGGACUUCUCACGCAUUUAUCAGAUCAAAGCCAAAUACCUGAAGGCGCCCUCAUUUGGUGUCCUUCUGGUGCCCGACUCGAGAGAAGCCACAGAUUUGCUCAAAAAGACGGCUAAACUGGAUAAGUCUAUCCUUAGGGGCGCUUAUGUCAAACGGGACGACAAGUUCUUUGCCCAAUGCGACGACCAU